AAUGUCCUAAUUGUUAAGACCUAUAUCUGCUUCAUCACCUUCAAAAACAAGAAGUGCAAUAUCAUCACACACUUAAUCAAAGAGUCCUCAUUAUAUUGAAAUAUAAUAAGGUAAUUUCUUAAUUUUAUAAAUGAGGUUCGACACACUAAAAGUCAUAGUAAAGUUUACGAAAUUCUCAUAAUACGAGCAAAUUUGAGAAGAGUAUUGAUUUGGAUAUGAAACUAAGUAAUAGUUUUAUUAACCCUGAAUUCGAGAUUAAAAAAUUAAUGAACUUAGUUGAAUUGCAAUAACAUGAAAUAAAUAAUUGGAAGCGUCGUUUUGAAUAAUCAGAGGCACGAGUAUCUUAUUAAACUAAAAUUAGUGUAUAUCUUCAACUUCAUCUAAAACAAUAAAGGAAUAUGAAAUCCAUAUAGAUUAAUUAACAAAAGAACUAAAAAACCACAUAUUUAUCAAUAAUGAUUUAAGUAAUGAAUUGAAAGAGAAAGAUAAUCAAAUAACAAAAUCGAAUAAAUAAUUAGAUAUCUAUAAAUAGCAGUUAAAUGAUUAUUAGUCUGAAUUAAAGUAUGUAUAGAAAGAAAAAGCCAAUUUGGAUAAAGAUACUUCGAUACAAUUCUAUUAAUAAGAUUAGAGAUAAAAAUAAAAUUUAUAAGAUAUGUAAUCGAAACAUUUUUAGUAAAUUUAAAUUAUGGAUGAUUAAGUCUAAAAAUUACAAGAAGAAUUAAUAAGACAUAAUUAAGCAAUUGAAUUUUAGAAAUAAGAAAUAAUGUAAUUAGAUAAAAUUAUUAAUGAAAUGAAAGUUGGAGAAAAGACAUUGAUACAAACAUUAGAAAAUUAUAAAACUAGGUGUCAAGAAUUAUAGGAUGAAAAAAAGAAGAAAAUCAAUAAGUAAAUUUAACAAUUCGAUUAGAAAAUAAAACAACAAGAAAAGGAAUUUCUUGAAGAAAAGGAAAGUCUUAUUCAUGAUAUCAAUAAAAUGUAAUAUGAAAUUGACAUAUUAAACUAAUAAAGUUAAGAAUCAUAAAGUAUUCUAAUUUAUUUAUUGUUUAAGAUCUGAUUUAAGAAUUAUAAAAUGAAAUUCAAUCAUAAAUGGAAUAGAAUUGCUAUGUUUAAGAGUAACAUCAAAAUAAUUCAAAAGAUUUAGAAUUAAAAUACAAAAAGAUAAAUUAAGAUCUUAAGAUUGAAUAUGAAUAGUAAAAAAAUAAAUUAUGCUAAGAAAUUUCAAAAUUAACUUCUUAAUUGGAUAUUACUUCAUAAUAAUUUAAUGAAAAUUCCGAAUUGAAUCAAGAAUUAUAAAUUACUUUUGAUACUUUGAAUAAGAAUAAUGAAAAUAAAUCUUAGUAAAUAAGCAAAUUUUAAAUUGAAUUAGAAUAGCUAUAAUAAUAGUAUGAAAAUGAUAUUACUGAACAAAACUAAGAAAUUGAAUAGUUAAAUAGUUAAAUUGAAUAACUUACUGAAUUAUUUGAGUAAAGAUCAAAUGAAAUUGAUGAUGCUAGAUAAUUUAGAGGAGAAUUAACAUUAAAAAAUAAUGAAAAAAAUGUAAAUUAUUUAAUUUAAUCAUAGUUAUUGAUCUAAAGAUUACAAAACGAGUUAGAAUCUUAAAAGCAAAAAUUAUUUGAACUUCAAAAAUAACAUCAAAUUUAAGGAUAAGUAAAAGAGGAAAUAUGUAAAUCACAGUUCGAAUAAAUGAAAAGACAGAUGGAAUCAGAAAUUGAAUUAUUGGAAACAUAAAAUAAAACCAUAUUGUAUUAAUUAUAGAUGAAAUCAAGAGAAUGUGAAGAGUGGAAGCAGUAGUAUAGUAAAACUUUCUGA
This is a messenger RNA of Paramecium pentaurelia, 1809 nucleotides long. NCBI's taxonomy places the organism in Eukaryota, Ciliophora, Oligohymenophorea, Peniculida, Parameciidae. The record is from the annotation of a GenBank genome assembly.